Messenger RNA from Psilocybe cubensis, 2451 nucleotides. RefSeq lists its product as uncharacterized. The transcript is spliced from 9 exons. Gene Ontology annotation, molecular function: DNA binding; zinc ion binding. The coding region runs from base 1 to 2451 and encodes 816 amino acids. NCBI's taxonomy places the organism in Eukaryota, Fungi, Basidiomycota, Agaricomycetes, Agaricales, Agrocybaceae. The record is from RefSeq and is a predicted model, not a curated record. Gene Ontology annotation, biological process: DNA-templated transcription. Gene Ontology annotation, cellular component: nucleus.
AUGCAGAACGCAGAUUCAAAUGCUGCCUUCAUGAAGGGCCCAAAGCGAAAGCGUCUUGCAAAGUGCGCUUAUACAGACGCUUCGGGUCGGCCUGUUCCUGCGCCCCGUUUAUUUAAGCCAGAAGGACAGGAUCCUCAGCCAUCGUCCUCGACAUCUGACAGUCGUCUCUAUCAGCAGUCCCAGUUCGCUUCAUCCUCUAGCAGUCAGCUUCGCUUUUAUCCUAACCCUCCCCUACAUUCUCUUCCGUACCAAAGUGGUGUCGACGAGGAGGACAGCAAGCUUUCCCGCAAGCGUUUCAGGAAUGAAAGGGGCGAUCCCAUGCCAGCCGAUGAUCUUGUAAUUGAGGGUCCCAUUUCCCAUAUCGUUUCCGUUGAUCACCCCGACAUCGAGCUUGACCCCGCUCUCAAGCGCGAGCUCACAAAUCUAUUUUUUGCACAUUGUCAUCCUGCUCGUGCAAUCAUACAUAAACCCACAUUCUCAACCGCACUGAGUCUAAAUCGCGUCCCAUCUCAUCUCUUGCUCGCCGUGUGCGCUCUUGCCGCCCCCUUAUCGAAACAACCUACUAUCCGCACCUCACCGUCCCGUUUUGCCGGCAGACCUUUUGCAAACGAGGCCCUUUCGAAGAUGUUCGAUGCACAAGGCCGCCUGAUUGUACAGAGAGACCUUGCAGCUGCUCAGGCACUCUGCAUUCUACAGCUGCACGAAAUACUUACGAACGAACGAAACACCCUUUGGGACUCCCGAUUUCAUGACCUCGCACUUCAAAUUGUAGAAGGCCUCGGAGUCCAUAGCCCCGAACAUCCGAAACUCACCCCGGUCCCGUCUCCAGAGUAUGUGGAGGCCUCCAUCGAACACGAAUCCACACGUCGUAUAUUUUGGUUAAUUCACGUUUUGGACCUUCUUGCAUCCAUCUUUUUCAAAAAACCAACCACUUUUGCAGAUGGCGAAUUGCGACUAAGAUUACCCGUUGAUGAAACCAACUUUGAGCUUGGCGCUUACUCCACACUUCCUGAAUAUCUCUACCUUCCGGCGGUUAGGACACAAUAUGCCUCAGAAUUCGGACAUCUCAUUCGCAUUUUGUCGAUAUAUGCCAAAAUUGAGUGCGCGCUCGACGAAGGCAAUGAUCCAGCAACAGCUGCCAAUUCUGAUGCGGCACUCAAGGAGGCCCAACUAAAGAUGGAGGCUCGACAACGCACAAUGCGUGGACCCAAGACUGAGCCCUCAUGGGCGCUCCAAAAGAUAGAAUUGAUCUUGAAGAUGCUCGGCGAUCGUGCUAAAAACAUGGGCUCCGCUCUUUGGUCGUUAAUCAAAUAUUGCAAGAGAGAUGAUGCUAUCGUCCGAAAAUGGGCAGCUGAAUAUGAGGAAGAAGUUGGAACCAAAAUAUUCGAACUUGUUCAGGAUUGGAGGACCCAACCAUCUCCUCCACAUCAGCACCAAUAUCCAUCUCAUCCUCAUCCUCAUCCUCAGUCGUCGCAGCACGUUCAAAAAUACCAGCAACAACCGCAUGUUCAACAAAAUCCGUAUACCCAGCAGCAUCUUCACCGACGGAUCUCGGACGCACGACAUCCUGGAUCCAAUUCACAAGUUGUUCUCAAGACGACCAACUCCAACGUAUCUCGACCGCCACAUCAUCAACAUUCUUCCGAUUCCUCAUCGUAUGGCAACGACGUCUCGAGCACCCAAAUCAUCAAAAGGUCUUCAAGUCACUCUCCUCCUUUGUCGUACUCCCUUGGCCGUCAAUCAAACGCUGGUGGCCACAUGAACCGUUCCUCGACCGUAUCAACACAAUAUUCCUCCGCUGGUUUCUCUGAAUCUCUUAACAACAGUAGCAACACUGACAGGGACGUGCGAGGACAAUCUUCUGCCAAUAGCUCUGGCCUCAUUCUUUUACAUUCACCGGUGUCCGGUCCGAAUAGCAACGAACCUUCAGUUCCGAAGCAGGGCAUUCCAGAGAAGUAUCACGGGAGGGAAGUAAACGUAAAUCACGCUCGAUGGUCCCACAGUAACGGCGAGACUGUCGGUUCUGCUGACGUAGGGAAACAAUCAGCUUACUCAGGUGGUACAAAAUCUUCUGGUGAUCCAGGUGGACCUCCCCUGCCGUCUAGUGGAACAAUCGCUGGAGGAAUGGUCAACAGUAGCGCCGAGUCCGGCCAAAGGAGUUUUUCCAGUCUGGGAGAUGGAAAUCAGUCAUUGCCAUCUCUAAAGGCAAGCGGCUUGUUGGAUUCGUGGGGUUCUUCAAGGACGUCAGAACCGCAUAGCCAAAGUUCCAGUGGAAGUUCGCAAAAGCCUCAUUCUAUUACAUCGCCGCGGAGAACGCCUCCUGGAAGCAGCACCUUAAGUGGGUUGAUCACUUCUUCCCAUGCUAGUUUGCAUUCAGAUGCAGACUUGCGUCCUCAUACAAAGCUUGCCAUGCCGGUGGGGCUGCAAUGGCUCGCCAAUGAGUCACGAUAA